Messenger RNA from Mytilus trossulus (common blue mussel), 1607 nucleotides. Its product is annotated as hsp70-binding protein 1-like. The record is from RefSeq and is a predicted model, not a curated record. NCBI's taxonomy places the organism in Eukaryota, Metazoa, Mollusca, Bivalvia, Mytilida, Mytilidae. The coding region runs from base 327 to 1280 and encodes 317 amino acids. The transcript has 6 exons. Gene Ontology annotation, cellular component: endoplasmic reticulum. Gene Ontology annotation, molecular function: adenyl-nucleotide exchange factor activity.
ACCAAAACUAAUUUUAGAAUGUAUUCCGGAAUAUCUCAAUGUGCUUGUCGGAGAAUUUUCUACAACUUUCUAAACUAUAUUUAAACUUACCUGAGUCAUUUCUGUUCUAAAAGAGAAGUAUAUAAGUAAAUCAUAUCGAUAUAUGUUCCGUGAACUUAAUUAUAUUCGAUUUAUUCAACAGUAGUUCGAAAUUUUAGAGAUUCACUUCGACUCAGGCAACUGAAUCGCAACUUAGCCAGCUAUUACUUUUAUAUUAAUUUGCUCACAUUUUGUGUCUGUUUAUUGGUGUACCUUACGUAAAAACUGUUGACGAAUAACUUUUUGAAAUGGCCAGUGGAGAUGGUAAGGACCAGAGGAAUCCAAAAGAUAUGAAAGCAUUGUUGAAAUUCUGUUUGGAAGCAACAAAGGUUGAGGAUGCAAAAUCAGAGGAAUUUGCUCCUAUGGAUGAAGAGAGAAAGAAAUGGUUAGAGCAGGCAUUGGUUGGUAUGUCUGUAAGUCCUGUACAAAGAAUGAGGACAUGUAUUGAAUGUUUAAAGAACAACCAAAGCAGUGAGGAAGAAAGAAGUCAAGCUAUGGAGGAACUGAUUGAAUGGGGGGAAAAUAUAGAUUAUGCCGCAGAUUUUCAUAAGAUUGGUGGUUUUGACCUUUUCCCAAGGUUAUUAUCAGACGAAGAAGCAGAAAUAAGAUGGCAGACAUUGGAACUGGUUGCCUGUUUGGUACAGAACAAUCCAUAUUGUCAAAAUGCAGUUUUACAGAAUAAAAUGUUACCAGUACUGCUUGAAAUGUUAGAUAAAGAUGACAAUUCUACAGUGAAAACUAAAGCAUUAUAUGCUGUUUCAUGUCUAACAAGAGACUGUGAAGAAGCCCAGAAAAUAUUCACAGAUAAUGAUGGUUUCUCUGUACUGAUGAGAGCUAUGCAACAAGAUGUAGAAAAGUUAAAAAUUAAAGCUGCUUUUAUGUUAUCAGCUCUCUGUAACAACACACCUGAAUUUAAAGAUAUUUUAUGUGAUAUAGGUAUGAUAGAUCAGUUAGUAGGACAUUUAAAUGAAGAACAUAGUAAUUUCCAUGAACAUGUGAUGUCCGCCAUGUUAGCCAUUGUAAGAGAUCAUCCACGAUCUGUGGAGGAAUGUCAAAGAUCAGAAUUAGAUUUACACAAUGUGUUACAACAGAGAAUUAAGUUUCUCACUGGAAAAGAACAGUUUACCGAGGAAAAAUCAUAUGCAGAAGAAAUACUACAGCUGAUAUCAAGUGAGGAUAAUUUAGGAGAAGCUAACAGAUGAUUUAAUAAUUUAGUUCGAUGAAAAAAGGUUGUUGGUCGAAUCAAAAGUUUAGCAGAGGCAAUGAUAAUGGUUACACAUGAUCAGUUUGCUUCUGAAGUUGGACCUGAAGAUACAAAUAUAACUCUGUAUUGCUUCCUAUAUAUUGCUGCAUCAAUGUCAAAAUGAAUGUUGUAUAUCAGGAACUUUAAACAUGGCAUUGAUUGUGUUGUUUAUGACAAACUUAAUACAAAGUUUAAAUAUUUUGCUAUAUAAUCUAAUUGACAUAUUUUGUUGUAGCUGUCAUAAAUGUCAUUUGAUAAAACAUACUGAAUAAAUAUUUACCUUCAA